GCAUUGUGGGUUCUCCUGGAGCUGUGGAGUUGAUCCUGAAUGAAAGUGGCGCGCCGCCCCUGACGUUACCCGGAUCGGAGAGGUUGGAAUUCAGAUUACGGCUGCGAUUCGGGUGUCUCGGACCCCGGUGUGCACCGGACCACGGGGAGGCGGCUCCAAAGGCGCGGUGAACGUUGGUGAGGGAGGGCAGCUCUGCGCAGCCCCAAGACAUGGCUCACAACAAGAUCCCGCCGCGGUGGCUGAACUGUCCCCGGCGCGGCCAGCCGGUGGCAGGAAGAUUCUUACCUCUGAAGACAAUGUUAGGACCAAGAUAUGAUAGUCAAGUUGCUGAAGAAAAUCGGUUCCAUCCCAGCAUGCUCUCAAAUUACCUAAAGAGCCUAAAGGUUAAAAUGGGCUUGUUGGUGGACCUGACAAAUACUUCAAGGUUCUAUGACCGAAAUGACAUAGAAAAAGAAGGAAUCAAAUAUAUAAAACUUCAGUGUAAAGGACAUGGUGAGUGCCCUACCACUGAGAAUACUGAGACCUUUAUUCGUCUGUGUGAGCGGUUUAAUGAAAGAAAUCCACCUGAACUUAUAGGUGUUCAUUGUACUCAUGGCUUCAAUCGCACUGGUUUCCUCAUAUGUGCCUUUUUGGUGGAGAAAAUGGAUUGGAGUAUCGAAGCAGCAGUUGCUACUUUUGCCCAAGCCAGACCACCAGGAAUCUACAAGGGUGAUUAUUUGAAGGAACUUUUUCGUCGGUAUGGUGACAUAGAGGAAGCACCACCCCCACCUCUAUUGCCAGAUUGGUGUUUUGAGGAUGAUGAAGACGAAGAUGAGGAUGAGGAUGGAAAGAAGGAAUCAGAACCCGGGUCAAGUGCUUCUUUUGGCAAAAGGAGAAAAGAACGGUUAAAACUGGGCGCUAUUUUCUUGGAAGGUGUUACUGUUAAAGGUGUAACUCAAGUAACAACACAACCAAAGUUAGGAGAGGUACAGCAGAAGUGUCAUCAAUUCUGUGGCUGGGAAGGGUCUGGAUUCCCUGGAGCACAGCCUGUUUCCAUGGACAAGCAAAAUAUUAAACUUUUAGACCUGAAGCCAUACAAAGUAAGCUGGAAAGCAGAUGGUACUCGGUACAUGAUGUUGAUUGAUGGCACAAAUGAAGUUUUUAUGAUUGAUAGAGACAAUUCAGUAUUUCAUGUUUCAAAUCUGGAAUUUCCAUUUCGUAAAGAUCUUCGUAUGCAUUUAUCAAAUACUCUCUUGGAUGGCGAGAUGAUUAUUGACAGAGUAAAUGGACAGGCUGUUCCUAGAUAUUUGAUAUAUGACAUAAUUAAAUUCAAUUCACAGCCCGUUGGAGAUUGUGAUUUUAAUGUUCGUCUGCAGUGUAUAGAACGAGAAAUUAUAAGUCCUCGACACGAAAAAAUGAAGACUGGGCUCAUUGACAAAACACAGGAACCAUUUAGCGUCAGAAAUAAGCCGUUUUUUGACAUCUGUACUUCAAGAAAGCUACUUGAAGGAAAUUUUGCCAAAGAAGUGAGCCAUGAAAUGGAUGGACUUAUUUUUCAGCCUACUGGAAAAUACAAACCUGGUCGAUGUGAUGAUAUUUUGAAAUGGAAGCCUCCCAGUCUGAAUUCUGUGGAUUUUCGUCUAAAAAUAACAAGAAUGGGAGGAGAAGGGUUACUUCCUCAGAAUGUUGGCCUCCUGUAUGUUGGAGGUUAUGAAAGACCCUUUGCACAAAUCAAGAAUUCAGAACAAGUUAAAUCCACAGGAGACUACAACCAAACUGGCUUCCCUAAAAGAACUGCAUCAACUCCAAGGUUGGAGAUAAAGCGCAUUCAACAUACCAUCUUUCCAAGAUGUGGGAAGAAUAAGAUAUUCUUAUCAAUGAAGCACAAGAACCUGUGGAAUCAGAAAGGGCUUUCCAGAGAAAGUGAUCCUGGUGGAAGAACUGGCUAUCCAGAGGGGAGGAUGCAAUGCCAUUCAGGGGGAAGAGUAAGAACAGAGUCCUAGAGCAAGAGACCCUGGUCCAAGGAUGAAAGCCAUGUAAUGUUUUAAAAUCUGAUGUCAUUUCUAUAAUUCCUUUGUAUAAUGUUCAUCAAGCUUUUUUUUUUCUACACAUACUUAUUGAGCACCUUUUAUGUAUUCAGUGGGGGGAUCUGGCAAUGAACAAAAUGACUUGUUUUGUUCACUCAAGGAGCUUACCAUCUAAUGGGGGUGCAUGUAAAUGAAAGGAAGGGAUUAUACCCUGCAAUAAUAUGUCAUGAUAUUUCAGGAUUUGACAAAACAGACUCAGUUCUGUAGAGAAAAAUGCUAUCUGAAAUUUAAAUUAAAGCCAAGCAUCAACUAUGCUUUGGUAGCAAUGUUAUACCAGAAGGACUACAGAAGAAAUGGGUGAGAGCAUUUGCCCAGCCAGGACAGCCUCUUUACAGUGUAGUCAUUGUUCGAAAAGAGACAAUAUGUGGGAAAGGAAGGUGGCAGAAGCCAUGAGACGGGGUCUGAUUUAGCAUUCUGAGUACCAAGACUCCUGUCCUGAGAGUUGUCUACCUUUAUUGUUUAUAAAAUUCAAGAUUAGAAUUAUACUAGACUAGAAUUAACUUCCAUGCUAGUUGCUUGAAAUCAAUCCAUUAUUCUGUUUGAUAUUCUGUGAGAUUUUUUUCCCCCCUGACUUUGAUGGUUGGUUUCGAAAUCCAUUAAGUGGAUCUCAAUCAGGUUUGUUUGUUUGUUUUUGUUUUAAUGAAAUAAAGUAGAAGAGAAAAUAGCACAAAGAAAGGAAAUAAAUUGCUUUAUGAAAUGUACGUGUGUGUGUGUGUGUGUGUGUGUGUGUGUGUGUGUCUGUGUGUCUGUGUGUCUGUAGUUGGUUGCUAUAUAAACUGUUUUUCUUGCAUUAGAUAAACUGGAUCAAACUUAAAUGACUGUAAGUAAACAUUUGCCCUGCAAAGUUAUACCUUUUGUUUAUGAAGGAUUGUCUUAUAGAUGACUCCAUAGUCAGUGUGCUGGACUGGGAUGCUGCAAGUCUGGACCCUGGUGCUAGUUCUGCACCCAAAGAGGCAUAUGCUUUGGAUAAGUUAUAGGCUUUCUGUGAACCUUAGUGUUUUCCAUCUAAAAAGAGAGUUGGGGCUGAGCAUGGUGGCUUAUGUCUGUAAUCACAGCACUUUGGGAGGCUAAGGCAGAUGGGUUGCUUCAGCCCGGGUGUUUGAGACCAGCCUGGGCAACAUGGUGAAACUCCCAUCUCUACAAAAAAUACAAAAAUUAGCCAAGUGUGGUGGCACACGCCUGUAGUUCCAGCUGCUAGCAAAGCUGAGGUGGGAGUAUCACUUGAGCCUGGGAGGUUGAGGCUGCAGUGAGCUGUGAGCGUCCCACACCACUCUAGCUUGGGCGACAGAGCAAGACCUUGUCUCAAAAUAAUAAAUAAAGAGUUGGCCUAGGUGGACUUGGUACUCUUUCAGAAGCAGUUGGCUAUAAAAAAUCAGUUGUCUUAAAGUUGAUUGGACAUUUUCACAGUUCUCUGUUACUAACUCAGAGAAGUGUUUCUAGGAGGUUAAAAAAAAACUUGAAACAAAAAAUAUAUAUAGCCUACUAUCACAUGAUUCUGGUUCCUGACGGAUGCUUUUCUCCCAACCUCCAUCCAAAAGUAUAUGGUCCACUGCAGGCAAACAGAUCUUCUGAAUGAAAUAAGGGGCAUAAAAACACAUGGGAUGGUACCUGCAUCAUAGGGCCUUAAAAAAAAAAUGUAGAGUUGAGAAAAUGUUGCUCAAGAUCUCAGCUCCUGCACUGGCCACCAUCAUAUGGGCUACUUGUCACAAAAGCGAGGAAGUCAUGAGAGGGAGGGAGGGACACCUCUAGAGCCUUUAUUCAUUUCCAUUUAUCGGAUCUGCAUAUAAGUGCUCCCUUACUCCUUUGUGAGAUGUCAAGGUGAUAGAAGGCAUCUUCCAGGUACCUUUUCACCACUGCAUGCAGUAGGGAACAUCAAAUACCAGAGGGAUUCUGCAGUCUCAACCCCUUUGGUGUAAAGACUACCUAAAAAGACAAUCCAGCCAUAUAAAAAGUAACAGCCCAUUUAUCUCAUUCAUAUGUUUAAGGUCAGUUUUCCUGUAGGAGAUCUCUGAGACAGUAGCAAUUAAACUGAGCUGUAUGUAGCAACAUAGUACAUGCUACAAACUAAGUUAAAAUUGUCAAAGAACUUUUCGUUUGUAGCAGUUUCUUAAUGUUAUGAGGCACAGAACUGUGUGGCCAUCAGAAAGACAGAGCUGCUAACAACUCCAUUUGGGGCAUUGUUAGGCAGUUCUGUUGACACAUGAAUACAUUUCAUAUGAUUAUCAUAAAAUUGUGGCCUGGAAAUUGAGCAGCCAUGGUGCUGCAUUUUAGACUUCACAUUUAUAAUAAGCUGUAAUAAAGUAAACAUUUUAAAUGGAUAUAAGAAUAGACAUUACUUGCAAUCACAAAUGUAUGUUCAAUUGAAGUGCUUUUGAAGCUCAAUUUAACAAAGCAAACAAAUUUCCUGGCAUUAUUAACAUAAUUGUUCUCAUUGUUGGGUUUUGAUUUCUAAAAAAAUAUUUAAGCAAAAAAACAAGUUACUAAAAAACAAAAUUCACAGAAGGAAAUGUAACUAAGAAUGAGUUACUUUGCCUUUAUCAUGUCGGAUUAAAGUUAAAAAAAAAAAAAGUCUCAGAUGUUCAUUCUGUCACCCCCUCCCCACCGACUUGCUGAACUAUUGCUUGGCCUGUUUAACUCAGAGCUGUUUAACUCAGAGCUCAUAUAUCAGGAUUAAUUUAAGGUUAAAUUCAGCUAUUUGCUCUGCCAUCAGUAAGCUUUGCAGUGGGCCUACUCAACAUUUAUCUACUAGUGAAACUCCAGGCUGUGUGAUAGUUAAAACACGGAGCUUACAGAAGAGGACUAGAAUAUCCAUUUUACACCAGAGUGGAGGAAGCAUGACUAUAUGCAAAUUUAGCACCAAUUAGAUGGUAGGAUUUGAAGGACUGUGGUCCCUGGAAUAUUCCAAAAGCAAAAAUGGAAAUGAUAGUGAUAACAUCUGAAGUGUGGUGGCAAGACAGUUAAAACAGUGCUAAUUUGGAGCCUCUGGGCACAGAACAGUACCAGGAGGCGAUCCACUGUGUCUUCUUUGGCAGCUGGCAGCUGGCAGACAAAGCAAAUAAUGAGUCUUUGGCUUGUUACUUUUCACCAUUCCAUAGUUUUCUCCAAUUUUGAAUAAACCCCCAAAACAAACAUCCUUCCUGCAUUGUCGUUUUACUGUAGCAGACCCUCAUAUAGCAAGUGUGCUACUGGCCCAACAGUCUACCACAGUGGAAACCACAGGAACUCAGGGUUGCCGGUGUACUUGCUUAAAGGUUAGCGUAGGCACAGCAUGGCAUUGGUAGGGGGCGCAUUCUUCAAAGACUCACAUGGUGAUUUCUUAUAGUCAGGGAGUUGAGCUGACUUAAUCAAGAUUAGAAGGAGGCAUGCUAGUGUGAGAAUAUCCUGUAAAAUACUCACCACUUGAAAGCAUUCCUGGCAAGCAUAUCAUUUACCUGAUAUAUAAUUUCAUUAAGCACCAAGAUUGUGCUGGUUACUUUCUAGAGAAAAGAUGAAAAGCUACCUACCUUAAUUAUCCUCAGACUUAAUUUCAUAUACCCAGAAAACAACUUUCCAGAAAAUAGUGGUAACCACAGCUACCUAAUUUAGAAUAGAUCCUCUGAAAACUUGCUAAGAGCAGUUGAGUGGUGAACGUCCAAAAAUGUACAACUUUUUUCUUUGCCUGCGUAAUUUUGUUUUUUUUCUUUAUUCCCACUAGAACACAUUCUCCUUACCCUCACUGGAACAACUGUAGAACAGAAACCUAAGGAAAUAUAGGAAGUGGGGAAGGAGGGAACAAAAUGAGAAAUUUAAUGUGAUUCCAAAUGUAAUCUUUAAGAACGUGAAUUGUGAAAAUUCUGAUCUCCCAAAGAUCAGGCAAUCAGAUACUUCUAAAUGUAGAAAUCUUUAGAUAAUAGCACGUAUUUUACCUGCAGGCUGAAUUUUAUGUUUGCAUCUUUUUUCCCCCUGCAUCUUUGAAAGUGAAAGCCGGUAAACCAGUUGCCAGAACGGAAAAGACUGUUUUAAUCACUGGAGCCUGCUAAAAAUGUAAAUAAUGCUGAUAAAUCAGUAAAAUUUUUGUAUAUUACUCAACCGAAUUGCACUUAAUCCCCAUUUCACAGACCCAGUUUAGGACACUUAGAACUUUCUUCGUCUUCUUGUCCACACCUUUUCCCUACCCACUUUUGAGAUUUCUCCUACUUUGUUUGUCCUAUCUUCUUUCCAGACCCCUUUUCUCCAAACUAGUAUUGACCAACACAUGGCACUUGAGGCUCAUGGUUUUGGGAUUUUUUUUCUUCACAUGCAGCCUAUGUUUCUUAUUUCUAUUCUAGAAGAUUAUAUUACAUUAAACUCAGCAUGACCUAUGAGAGUUCACAUGUCUCUCCUUUAGUUUAUGGUGACUGCAAAGGAUGCUCCAUUAGCUGAACUCCCUUAGCUCUUUAACUGUUAGUCAUUUCUUGAUUUGGAGUAAACAAUAAUAAAAUUUUCCUUUUCCUCUAGUGUGUUGAAUUUCCCAGUUAGUACCAAGAGGUAGUGCGAUGUAGAGCUCUAGAUCCAAAUGCUGUCUUGAAGAAACUAUUUAAAUAUUCUCAUUCUUAAUUUCCUCAUUAUUAUAAAAAGGAUAACAGUGUAUGUAAAGUGCUCAGCUACAUCACAGGUAGUUAAUAAAUGUUAGUCUCUCCCCUUCCUUUCCCUAUGAAGGAAAAAAUCUUAGUCAAUAAUUUAAAAAGUAAAUAUCUAUGAUGAAUAUAAAUAUAUUGGCUAUAAACCUUAAAUUAAUUUUGAGUACAAGUUACCAAAGUAAUGAAUUUGCUAUUUCCUCUGGUUUUAUAACACCCCAAUAUGUGAAUGUUCACACAUACACACCAAUUAAUACAGAUAAUUGGGGAGGGCACUUUAGUACUUGAAUAUUUCAGAAUAAAAGGGUUUUAUUUGAUGAUUUUAAAGUUUCCUGCUUGGAGUUUCAGCUCUAAAAUGUUUAUCAGAGAGAAGUUAUUGUGGUGUUUUUGGGUUUUAGGGGAGAAGAUAUUUAGGGAAUGUGAUACUUGAUGCAGAUAAUUUAUUGUAAUCAUUUUCAGAUUUUCAACAUUUUCUGAGUGGCUUUUUAAAUAGCCGCUAUACCUGGAGCUGAUGAGGAAAAUUUAAAUAAAUCCAUCAUGAAUGUUUUUCAAGGAGUGCAUAGAGACACAAAAUGAAACUCUAGGGCUCUGAGCAAUGUGAUUAUCACUCUGUACUUACGUAAUGCCUUUGUCAAUAACUUCAAGAUUUCUUUCUCAAAGUAGAAGAAAUAUAGUUGUUGAGAAAGCAUAUAUAAAAUUGCAAUGAUCUAUGCAUGGCAAACAGUAAAAUACCCAAUUGGACAUAUCAAAGGCAGGUUAUAGCUGCAAGUUACAGUUGGUCAGAAGGUCUCAGUGAGACUUUGCAUUGACUUGAGGUACAGACUUGUAAGAAAGGAAUCCUAGAAGUUUGUUUGCUCAGGUGAGUCCAGAUCACCACGAGAACAUUUUUUGCUAAACUAAAGAGUUCUGUGUUUUUAGUCUAAUGGUUCAAGGCUGUGUGAGUCUGUGGUCUUCGGUGCCUGUAAGUGCCACUAAGGCAAAUUGAGUGAUUUUAAAGGAGAAAGAGUUUAGAAGAUUAAAAGGAGAAAACCUCAACAUUAUUGUUGGUGUUCUAAGUGACAGGCUGAAUAAGAAGGGAAUCUUUAUUUAUUUUUUCAGCAUUUUGGUUUACUCCCACAUAACCACAUUAGAUCUAUCCAGAGGACAGUUCUCUUGAGGUCUCUCUGUCCUGUAAGAAAGGCAGAGGUGAAUAGUUGAGUUUAAAAUGGGUGAGAAAGGAGAUAGUUAUAUGUAACCAGCACACAUUUCUAAAAGAAUGAUAAAAAAAGAGAACACUAUUGGAUCCAAAUUGUUAGCAUGUCCUUGAAAGUAAAUGUAAGGACUCCUUGAAGUAAUCUGAACUAUACAUUGACAUCUUAAUGAAUUGCCUAGUUCAAAUAUUAUUAGGUCUAAUACAUUGUGAACUUUGUUAAACAUGGAUAUUUAAUAAUCAUUAAAAUAAACUUAGUUAUUUGUUACUGCCAGAAGUAGGUAGACCAUUUAUUAAAUUCAAUGUGAAAAAUAUACUUUAUGAAAUAUUUGCAUUAGUUGUGUAACAGACAUCUUAAAAAAUGGGCAACAUCAAAUAAGCCAGUCAUUGUAUGUAUAACUAUAAAGAAAAAAGUGUUAGACAUGCAUAUUGCAUUUUUUAGCCUCCUCCUCAUGUUAAUGGUGGAUGUUAAAGCUUUCCUUGGUUGUAUAUCGAUUUUAUUAUCCCAAGCAUGUAUUGAAUCCAUGAUCUGCUUAUAAUUCUCAUCAUGCUUGGUAUUAGUACUAAACAGAGAACCAAUAUAUUAUGCCGUAGAGUUUGGCACUCUGUUUAGUAAGUCAUUACCACUACCUCACCUUACCUGGCAGAGCUGCUUGUUUUGUCCAUGUGACUUCUUAUUUUUGCUAGUUAUGCCUAUAGAAAGGUCAUUCAACCCAAUAAUGGCUUCUCAUUUAGUCUAGAAAUCAGACAAAAGCUUUGCAGCUGUGAAAUGCAGCCCAUUUAAAAAUUAACCUAUUGUAAAUUCUUAAUGAUUGAGAAAUUCUGCAAUUUGCUGUGAUUUGUGGUUUGUGCUGCAAUUAGAAUAGCAAACAGCAGAGAUGAUGCAGUCAGAAUGACGUGCAUUUGGGAAGUGAAGAGAAAGAAACUUUAGCAGAUACUGUGCUGGGUUCAAGCCAAUGUAUUAUGCCCUUCUGCCCUCAUCAGUCAUAUAUCACUUUGUCUCCCACCUUUAGACUCUUCCAAGUGAAAUGUAAUCCUUGGAAAUAAUUACAUAAAUUACUGUUUUAAAUACUUAAAUACUCAAGAGGUAAAAUUGUCCAUAAGUGUAGUCUACCUUUUCCUCCUUUAAUAUUUUCUCACCCUAGAGCCUAGAUUCUUAGCGGAAAGAAGGACAUAGAUUUUUGAUUCAUGAAGACCUAGAAUUCAAAUUUUGUUAAUAAAACAAAUCAGCUCUGUAUCCUCAUGCAAAUUACUUAAACUCUCUGGCUUCAGCUUCUACAUCUGCGUAUCUCACUGGACUCUUGUACAGAUUAAAUUAGAUACUGUUUUACUUAGUAGGGAUACAAUAUGCUUCUUCACCAUUUACUGUCUAUUAACCCCUGAUCAAAUUAUAUAACUCCUCUAUGCCUCUGUUUCCCUCUGUGAAAUGGGGAUAUUAAUACCUACUUCAUAGGGUUGUUGUGAGCAUUAAAUAAAUAAUGCAGAACCCUUAGAACAGUACUCUACAUCUAGUUAGUAUUCCAUAAUUAUUAACCAGUGGAUUGACAAAUCAAUAAUCAACAAAUAACUUACAAUGAUAGAUAAUGUAAAUGAAACAUGUAGGGUACACUAAGACAAUUUAUUAGAGCUAGAAAAAUAAGCAGGGCUAUGUCAUUUAGUGCUUUGUAAUGGGAAGCCACUGACAAGGAUGACGUGAUUGAAAUUACUUUUUUUUUAACUGACCUGUUUCUUGUUUUUUUUGUAUUAUUUUUGUUUUUAUUCACCUUCUACAUACAGUAAUUCACUCCUUUUGGUGUUUGAGCUUAGACAAGUGCAUAUAGGCAUAGAGCCACUACUAGAAUCAAGACAAAAUAGUUCCAUCACCAGCCCCCACCACCGCCAUUAAAAAAGAGCCCCACAUGACAACCCCUUUGUAAUAAAUUGCUUUCCCCACUCCUAAAUCUUAGUCUGCUUUCUGUUGAUAUAGUUUUGCGUUUUCCAGUAUGUCAUGUAAAUGGAAUCACAUACUCUAUAGCUUUUAAAGUCAAGCUUCUUCAGUUCAGCUCAAAGCAUUUGGAAUUCAACCAUAUUGUUGUAUUUAUCAAUAGUUUACUAAUAGUUCUUAUUCCUGAGUAGUAUUUCAUUUUAUGGCUAUACUGCAAUGUGUUUAUUCACCAUUUGAAGGGCAUUUAAGUUAUUCCCAGUUUUGGAUGGUCACAAAUAAAUAUACUGUAAACAUUUUUAUUCAAGUUUCUGUGUGAACAAAUGUUUUCAUUUAUCUUGGGUAAAAUAUCUAGGAGUAAAAUUGCCGGCUCUUAUGGUAAAUGUAUGUUUGACUUUAUAAAGAAACUGCCAAACUGUUUUCCAACAUGGUUAUACAAUUUUACAUUUCCACUAGCAAUAUAUGAGAGUUCAGUUGCCUUGCAUUGUUGUCAACACUUUGAUAUUGUCAAUAUAUUUUAUUUUAGACAUUCUAAUAGGUAUAUAUAGUAUCUCAGUGUGAUUUUAAUUUGCAUUUUCCUAAUGACUAAAAUGAUUUUGAACAUACAGUAUUUUUAUUUGCUUAUUUGUCAUCUAUAUAGCUUCUUUGGUAAAGUGUCUGUUCAAAUCUUUUGCCCAUUUUUUAAAUUUAGUUGUUUGUUUCUUACUGAGUUUUAAGAUUUUUUUCAUGUGUUCUGGUACAAAUUCUCUGUCAGAUAUGUGAUUUGCAAAUAUUUUAUUAUAAUCUAUGCUUUGUCUUUUCAUUCUCUUAACAAUAUAUUUAGAGAGCAUAAGUUUUAAAUUUUGAUGCAGUUUAUCAGUUUUUUAUUUUAUGAAUCAUGUUUUUGGUGUCAUUUCUAAGAAAUUUUGCCUAACCCUAGGUCACAAAGAUUUUCUUUUAUGUUUUCUUUUAGAAGUUUUAUAAUUUUCAGUUCUAUAUUUAUUUAGGUGUACUUUACACUUUGAUUUUUGUGUAAUGUGAAUGAUGUAGAUUGAGAUGCGUAUUUUAUGUAUGAAUAUCCAAUUUUUCCAGUACCAUUUAUUGAAAAGACUAUCAUUUCUUCAUUGCAUUGCCUUUGUGCCUUGGUCAAAUAUCAAUUGACCUUAUAUUUGUGGAUUUAUUUGUGAGCUCUCUAUUCUGUUUCACUGAUCCAUGUGUCUCUCUGCUUACCAAUAAUACCACACUGUCUUGAUAACUAUAGCUUUAUACUAAGUUUUGAGAUCAGUUAGUAUCACUUCUUCAAAUUUGUUCUUUUUCAAAAUUGUUCUAGUUUCUUUGGCUUUCCACAUAAAUCAGGUUGUUGAUAUCCAUUAAAAAAUCCUUUGGGGAUUUUGCUUGUGAUUAUGUUAAAUCUAUAGAUCACUUUGGGAAGAAUUGACAUCUUUACAAUAUUGAAUCUUUCAAUCCAUGAACAUGGUGUAUAUCUCUUUUUAUUUAGGUUCUCCUUGAUUUCUUUCUUUCAUCAGUAUUUUGUAGUUGUCAACAUGCAGAUCCUGCACAGAUUAUUUUUAGAUUUAUACCUAUUUCAUGUUUUUUAGUUGUGUUACUAUAAAUUAUACUUUAAAAUUUUAAAUUUCCAACUGUUCAUUGUUGGUAUAUAGAAAUUCAAUUGGUUUUAGUAUUCUUAUAGUCUGCAUCCGUUUAUGUAUGUAUUUAACAUCUUUGGAUUCUGCAGCCUUGUUAAACUUAUUGGUUCUAGGAGCCUCUUUGUAUAUCCUUCUAUGUAAGUAAUCAUGUUGUCUGUGAAUAAAGACAGUCCUAUUUCUUCCUUUUCAA
Messenger RNA from Homo sapiens (human), 11586 nucleotides. RefSeq names its product RNA guanylyltransferase and 5'-phosphatase (gene RNGTT). Gene Ontology annotation, biological process: 7-methylguanosine mRNA capping. The transcript is spliced from 16 exons. Gene Ontology annotation, cellular component: nucleus; nucleoplasm. NCBI's taxonomy places the organism in Eukaryota, Metazoa, Chordata, Mammalia, Primates, Hominidae. The record is from RefSeq and is a predicted model, not a curated record. Bases 210 to 1982 code for a protein of 590 amino acids. Gene Ontology annotation, molecular function: mRNA 5'-UTR binding; mRNA 5'-triphosphate monophosphatase activity; ATP binding.